UUUUGUAAUCCGUUUGUCAGUUUGACGCGACUGACGCAACGCACGCGCUGAACGCGACGCAAAAGGAGAUUUUGAAGAUUUUCUCAAUUUUUCUCAAAGGAUAAAAGAUAAGUUGGAAGUAUCCAAAGAUGAGUAGGGACAUGAAAUUAAUUCGUAUGGUGAGAGAGAAUAAGUGUUUGUACGACAUAAACAGCAACAACUACAAUAACAAGGAUCUCAAAAUGCUGAUUUGGAAUGGGAUUGCAAAGGAGCUGGGAAUGAAAUUUACCAGAGCCAAGACACGUUGGAAGACAUUCCGGGACCGAUAUGCCAGGGAAUUGAGAAACAUGAGAGAAGGUGGUGGUUCUUCAGAUUCUUCAUAUCCUACUCCUGGCUGGAAGCACUACAAUGAACUGGAAUUCCUCAAGGAAUUUAUAGCUCAAAGACCUCUAGGGAUUCAGGGGGGCAACGGACGAAGUUUUAAAUGGGAUGUAUCUGGAGAGAAGAAACUUAUAUCACUAGUCCGGGAACGUAAGCGGUUGUACGAAACAAAAGGCAAAACCUAUAAAGGUGUUAAGCCUAUCUGGGAAGAAGUUGCCAAGGAAAUGGACAAGAGUAUUACAGAAGUCAGGGUCAGAUGGAAGAGUAUCCGGGAUAAGUACGUCAGGGAGAAGAAGAUGUAUGAGAAUAGACCAAUGAAGUCCCCUUGGGUAUUGUAUGAGGACAUGGAAUUCCUGCGGGACUAUGUGCAGAUAAAGCAGCCUGCUGAAGAUGAAGAAACCUGCGAUGACAACAUGGACUCCAAUGAUGAUGACAUGAUGAUAUCAUCAGUUAAAGAAGAAGAGGAAUUGGAAGCUCUAGAAGCGUCAGAAGAAGCAGAUGCCAAUCCAAUUCCAAGCCCGUGUCCCUCCGCUUUGACCACUGCAAACGAUGAACCAGAAGAACCGUUGAUUGAGAUGGAAUUUGCUGAAGUAUCAGAGGAGCCUCAAGAGACAAAACCUCAAAUAAAAAAAGACGAUCUGACAAGUUCCUAUCUCAGCAUUAUUGAGAACAAACUGAGACGCUUCCCGGAACAACAGCGCGAAGAGGUUGCAAUGGAAGUAAUUACGUUGAUCAACAAAAGGCUCUACAGCAAAACCUAAAAGACCUAAAAUAAAUUACAACUCCAAAAGCAAAAAA
Molecule: messenger RNA, 1158 nt
Organism: Phlebotomus papatasi
Lineage: Eukaryota; Metazoa; Arthropoda; Insecta; Diptera; Psychodidae
Exons: 5
Coding region: 129-1121 (330 amino acids)
Biological process (GO): regulation of transcription by RNA polymerase II
Cellular component (GO): nucleus; transcription regulator complex
Source: RefSeq, a predicted model, not a curated record